UUUUUCUUUUUCUUUUACUUUUAUCAAAACAAAAUUAUUCUCCUCUAAACUCCCCCAAACCAAAUAAACCAAAACAAAAGAAAGUAAAAAAAAAAAUGAAAAAAAAAAGAAUUUAGGUUUUAGAGAGAAUUUAGGUUUUAGAGAGAGAGAGAGAGGAAAACUAAAAGGUCAAGGAAGUAACAACACAAAAUUUCAUUUUCAUUUUUUCAUUUUUCAAUUUCAAGUCACCAAAGGGGUCCAUCUAUUUUCCUCUCUAAAAAAAAACCUGGUAUGUCUUUCUCUCUUUUCUUUUAUUUUCUUUUUUUUUUUUUUACUUCCAAUGAAAAUUUUUCAGAUUUUGAAGAUUAGGGUCUGUCUCUGUUGAAAACUUGAUUUUUGACCCCUCUCUCUCUCUGCAAUUAAAUUCCAUAUUCUAGAGAGAGAGAGAAAGUGCCAGAUGUGAAUGAAACGUUUUGUUUUGGCCACACACAAAGGUGACAGAACAACCAAAAAACACAGAGCUUCAUUCAAAUUUAGCCCUAGCUUGUAUCAGAUCUUACCCUUUUGUAUUUUCCCGCCAAUUUACAAUUUUGAGCUAAGCCCAGAUUCUUAAUCGGUGCCAAUUUCACACCCAUAAACUCAUUUUCAUCGAUUAUUCGUAACAAAAAAAGUUUGAAAAAAAGGGUUAAUUGUAAUUUUCAAUUUUUUUUUCCAAACAAAUGGAUGAUUUUAAGCUUUGUUUUUUGUUUCUAGGGUUUGAAUUCGAAAACAUUGACAGGGUUGUAGCAAUUUUACGAUGUUGAGAUUCAGAUUAUUGUAGAUGUUAGUGGUGUUUGUUUGUUGUUGAAGUGUUGUUAUACGACAGAAUUUUGUGUCGUUUUGAGACUGAGACUUUCAUUUCUGUGUUUGGUUGUUAUUUUUUGUUUUCAAAUGAUUGAUGAUGGACAGAAGCCUGAUUUAUACAAGCUGUUGAGUGUGGUUGAGGGGAAAGGUGGGUUUGAAGCUGUUUGCAAUGGUGAGUUGUGGGAUUUAGUUGGGGAAGAAUGUGGGUUAGGUGUGAAUGUUGGUUCAUCUGUGAAACUUGUUUUUAGUAAGUAUAAGAGUGUUUUGGAGUCAUGUUUGAAGAAAUCUGGUGGUGGUAAGGUGUCUGAUGAGUGUGGUUUGAUGGGGUUUGAGGCUGAUGUGAAAGAGUUGUUGUCGGGUCAGGCUGAGAUUGCGGUGGCUGGAAAUGGGGUUAAGGCUGGAGUUGAUGGUGCUAAUGAGGUGAAGAGUGGGGAGAAAGAUGUUGGAAAGUUGGGUGAGGGUAAUGGUGAUGCAAUGCAGGGAGUGGAAGUGGCUGAUGGAGGGAAAAAGUCUAAUGAGACAACAGCUGAUGUAUGUGGUGCGGUGAAGAUUGGUGCGUCUGGAUUGUUGAAUGUAGGCAAGACUCGUGAUGGUGAUAAUGUAGGGGAUUCGUCUGGUGGUAAUGUAGGGGGUCUUAAGAGGAAGAAAGAGUCUUUGUGUGAUUUGAUGAAUUGGGUUACCCGUGCCGCGAAUAACCCUUGUGAUCCUGAAAUUGGUUUGUUGCCUGAAAAGUCGAAAUGGAAGUCUUACAGUAAUCAGGAGGCUUGGAAGCGGGUUUUGCUGUAUCGAGAGGCUGUGUUUCACAAGAAACAGUCAAGCAUUGAACAGCAGAAUUGGCAGAGUCAGAAGAUGCACCCUUCCAUGUAUGAUGAUCCCGCUCCGACGACCUACAAUCUUAGGGAGAGGGUGAAACGUGACAAGAAACAAUCAUUUGAAAAACAAAAACCAGGUUCUCAAAGCUCGUCAGGAAAUUCGGACAGAACCUCAAGUCCUCGUGCUGUUGAUUCCGCGACAUCAAAGCGCAUCCUUGUGGGGCCAAAUCAUCAAGCUGAAGUGCCAGAGUGGACUGGUCCAAUUCUGGAAAGUGAUCCUAAGUGGCUCGGGACCCAAAUAUGGCCAUUAGUAGCAGCUAAUCCUCGAUUUCUUAUUGAAAGGGAUCCUAUAGGAAAGGGACGACAAGAUUCAUGUGGCUGUGCAGUUCCAAGAUCUGUCGAAUGUGUCAGAUUCCACAUUGCUGAAAGAAAGGAUAAAAUUAAGCUGGAGUUAGGCAUGGCUUUUUACUACUGGGAUUUCGAUAAAGUCGGUGAAGAUGUUCGACGUUCGUGGACCUAUGAAGAUGAGAAGAAAUUCUGGGAAGUGAUACAGUCAAACCCUCCAUCAUCUGAAAGAUAUUUCUGGGAUUACAUUUUCCGAACAUUUCCUAACAAGAACAGGGAAGUUUUGGUCAGCUACUACUUUAAUGUCUAUCUCUUGCAUCGCAUAGCAUACCACAGCAGGCAUACACCUGAUGACUUCGAUAGCGAUGACGAUGAAUCACAAUCUGCAUUGAGGAAUGUUUUUGGACAUCAGACACAGAAUUCGUUAUUGAGCCCCAAGAAGCCAGCUAAGAAGGGAAAAUAGAAAUUUUUUUCUCUCAUUUUUUAGAAUAUACAUCAUAUAUUUUAAAGGUAAAAAGAUUGAAAUUUGAAAGGAUUGUUUGUUUUUUUGGUCAAUUGAGGAGAGAUGGUAUUUUGAACAACUUAGGUAUUGGAAUUUUUAGUCUAUAUGCUUCAGAUUUUGAGGUUUAGCUUUUGUCUGUCUAAGGUGAUAUAUAGUGGCCAUAGAUUGCACAUUUUCAUUUUCUCAUCACUUGGUUUUGACUGCAAAGGUUACUAGAAACAGAAGCUUUUUAGGAAUAUAGGGAGAUUCUAUUGUAGAGGGUCAUGAACAAAUACAUCACAUUGCAAUUCAAAUUGGACCUUUUCAUUUUAUGUGAGUUCAUUCAUUGUUUGA
Molecule: messenger RNA, 2814 nt
Organism: Trifolium pratense (red clover)
Lineage: Eukaryota; Viridiplantae; Streptophyta; Magnoliopsida; Fabales; Fabaceae
Product: AT-rich interactive domain-containing protein 1
Exons: 2
Coding region: 910-2442 (510 amino acids)
Molecular function (GO): DNA binding
Source: RefSeq, a predicted model, not a curated record